UCUCAUCAGUCGAGCGCAGCAAAUGCGCGACGGAUGAGGUGAUAGACUGCACUGUUUUUGGUAAAUUGUUUUGGGAGAACGUAUAGAGACGUCAGAAAGAAAUAAGAUAAGUCAGUCCUAAAGGAAAUGUAGUAUUAAUAUAGAAACUGGGGAAGCGGGACAUAAGAAACAGCCCGUUGUAUGGUCGGCGUGCGGAGCUGAAAGCUUCCGGCUUCCUCCCGAAUAAAAUAUAAUGUGUCAUUUUGGAAGCCCUUAUUGCCGCACGGUGAACGGGAGGGUCGCCGUACAUGAUGAUGAUGAUCGCUUUGAAAUAUUAAUCUCGGAGCUCCUCGGGGAACUGGAAAGAUGGCAGAACUUGUGAGGCCGAAGAAAAAGAAGAGUCAGCAGGUUCGCAAGUCUCAGGACAAAAAACAAGAGAGGUGUAAAGGUUUACGUGAGGAAGUGCACUAUGGGCCUGUGGAUGGUGAACGUGGAGCAGCUUCUUCAUCUCUGUUUGAAGAUGUGGAGUCUGUGUGCGUCCAGGCCAGCGGUGCCUUUAGCGACAUCCCUCUUACCGCGAACACCGAGCGGCCCGUCCCAGAGCUGGAGGACACAGCGCACGCUGCUGAGCCCCCGCACUCAAGUGCCCUGGAGCCAUACGGAGACCAUGUGAAGCAGUGCAUGUGUGGAGAGGACAAAGAACACACUAAGGAUGCAAGAGGGGAUAACUUAUCGACAAACCAUGAAGAAACACUACUGACCUCAGCGAAGCUUGCGGAUGGUGGCGAUAUCGUGAAAAAUGGGAACUUCUGGACACUUGAAAACUGUAACAUCCCACUCCUUGAGACAUCUGUGGAGCCGCAGUUUAUGUCGAGGAAGCAGGAGAGCAAGACGGGACCAUUGUGUGGAGUGGAACUUAGAGCCCCAGCUGUGCUUCCCAUCACAGAAAAUCAGUUGUCUCCAACAGGGCUGCCGCUAGCAGAGGAGUCCUGUCCACCAGGUCUGGCACCCGCAGAGCUCCUCGAACCCAAAGCUGAGAAAGUGCAGCAGAGACUGUACCCAGAGCUGCCAAAAGCACCUCCCGCCGUGCAGCCCUUCACUCGGGAGCAGCUACGACUCUGGGAGCCGGGCUCCUGGCUGCACAAUGUGGAGCUCCAUGCAGCCGAGUUUGAAUGCGGGGCCCACCAGGAGGGCCACGAGCUGCAUGAGCUGCUACUGCAUUACAGCCGGUGCCGUAAACAGCUGAUCCAGGCUCAAGCCGAGCUGCGGGCUGCAAACUCGGACUGCAAGAGCAGCCAGAACCGCCUGUGGAGCUUUCGAGAUGAGCAGCUCACCCUACAGGGUGUUUGUGCAGACCAGGCCAAAGUUUCCCGGUACCACCGUUUCCAGCAGGUUGUGCUCAACAGAGCUGUGCUGUCAGAGCUGCAGCGUCAGUUUGAAAUGAAGGCAGAGCUUCUGCACCAGACGGUAGCGCUGCACACUUACACAGCAGUGCUGUCACGCCUUCAGAUUGAGUCUUAUCUUUACCAGCUCCUUGCCAAAAACCCCGUGACUAGGAACAUCGCAGUAGCGGAGCCUGCCUCCGAUUGGAGCGAGUCCAAGGUGCAGCUCUCCAGCUUGCAGUCCCUGAAGGAGAGCAUCAGUGUGCUCUUCAGCUUCACCCGCAGGGCGUUCGAGGACACACAGUUCCAGGAGGAUAUUCACAUGUGGCUUCGGAAACUGGUGUCAGUCCUGCACCGAGUCGGCUCAGUUGGAGAUCACCUGUUCCUUCUUAACCACCUUCUGUGCUGCCCAGCAGGAGUGGGGAAAUGGGCCGUACAGUUCCUCCAGGUUAAAGUCUUGGAUAAUCCAUCUGGAGUGUAUCACUUCAUGCAGGCACUAGCUAUACUGAUGUCACCGGUGAGGAACCGUGCAAACUUUCUGUGUCACAUGAAGCCCUGUGAAAGAAAGAGCACUUCUGGACCGGGCUCUGGGAACUGGACUCUGGUGGACGAGGGUGGUGAGGAGGAUGAGGACCCAGAGACCAGCUGGCUGCUUCUUACCGAGGAUGACCUCAUUACCUUUUUCUGCCAGUUCCCAUUUGAUGAGCUUUUCAAGCAUUUACUAGGAAUGAGCUUACAAGGUGCUUAUCAGCCUGAAGAAACAACGAGCCAGAAGAUGAUAAAGAUCUUUGCUUUUGCCUCCUCUGUUGUUGAGCUGUUGGCUGUUGGGCUGCAGACAUACAAUCGUGCCCGAUACAGGCAGUUUGUGAAGCGGAUUGGUCACAUGAUCAGGAUGACCCUGUGUUACGUGAGCGACCACUGGGCCCAGUACAUCAGUGUGAUGCAGGCAGGCACGUCCACGGCGCAGGAGCAGACCUUUCCUGUGGAGAAGCUUCAAGUGGAGUUUGACCACUUGUUCCUGAGGGCGGUGCUGCAUGUGCUCAGGGCCAAGAGACUAGGCAUCUGGCUCUUCAUGUCAGAGAUGCCCUAUGGGACUUUGUCUAGUGCCAUGCUGUGGAAGAUCUACUACAUCAUGCAGUGUACAGAAACAGAAGACCUGGACAGGUUGAGCCUCAGUCCGAGUCUGAACAACUGCGUUGAAAGCGUCAGAGACUGUGAACACCGGGAGAAGUUUGUGUGCUGCCUCUCGGAGAUGAAUAGCUCCGACGCUAUUUGUCUGCUCACCACGUUUGCACAUAUGGCGCAGCCCAAGCGCCACGACGAAGACGCUGAGUUUGUGUGCGCUGUUGUGCUGCAAAUAUAUGAGGUGUCAUAUGUCAAUGUAGCUACAAGGGAGACCUUCUCCAAGGUUGGGCGUGAGCUACUAGCUGCCAUAGCAACAGCACAUCCUCACAUCAUUUCAGUGUUGCUGCGGAGGGUCCAGGAAACGAUAGACAAAGUGGGCAUGGUGUCCUUAUACUUGUUUAAGGAGCUGCCAUUACACCUGUGGAGGCCCGUGUUCAGCGAGAUCAGCGUGAUCCGCUCUUGGCUGCUGGACUACAGCCUGCCCACAGUGGAAAACAAGCUUGCAUGCAUCAUUCUGGAGAGCCUCAACUGGGGCUUUCUUCAGGAUGGCUGUCUGGCCCUUGAUCCUCAGUUACACACUGAAGUAUCACUGUUGGUGGCUGAAUCCUACCAGAAAUACCUUACAGACAAACCAUAUGGUGGCAUUAUUUCAGAGGGCAUCAAACAAGUCUCUUACUUGGCCAACGUGGUCCGUCUUGGCAACACCCCAGAGGCCUCCUUCAGCCAGUGGGCCUGGGAUAUGGUUUUGCGCCUGAAGCUUCACGUGAACGAACGCUUUCCCCAGGAGACCUGGUCCCCGAAGCCCAGCACCAGCACUGUCGUCCCGGACCUCUCGGAUUCACCCACGAUGCACCCUGUCCUCAAAGCGGUGAAAGCUGGACUCCCGAUCGGCUGCUUCCUAGCCCUUGCAAUGACCACCAUAGGACACAGCUUGGAGAAGUUCUGCAGCGAAGGCAUUGAUCUGCUGCACACCCUGGUACAGUACCGGCACCUCAGAGCUGUGGUCCAGAUCCUCGACAACCUUCUGCCCCUGACGUAUCCCUGCCAGUUCUACUUGCUCAACAAUGAGCAAUUCCUGAAAUGUAUCCAGCUGUUUCUGCAGCUUGACAGCGGUGCUCCACAGGGAGUGGCCCAGCAAGUCACCCACAAGGUGUCUCAGCACCUCAUAAAGUUCUCCUCUGGAGAAAAUGUCAAGCUCCUCAAUAGUGUUAUACAGGCCCACCUGCUGGAGAGCUCCAAAAACAGCCAAGUUGGACCAGCAGCAGUGCUGGAGUUCUGGGUUCAGGUUAUGACCACUCAGGACUUUUGGUACAGGGACAAAAGUGUUCUUUACAUCAUGGACCACCUGUGUCAAGCUGCUGUUCUGUACAAACAGGAAGAGUGUGUGCAGAAACUUCUCUAUCAGCAGCACAAGGUGUCCACAAUUACAUUUAAUAUCUGUUUGGCCAAAUGUGUCCUGUGUCAUGCAAGAGUAAUACAAAAUUUUUUCUUUACCCUCCCCUUUCUAAAGAAUGCUCUGGGCCACCAUGGGGACCGAGGUUUGCUUUCCUCAUUUGUGGGCUGGUUUGUGGCUGGAAACGUCACUCCAUCCUUCAUUGAGGGAAAUGCUCUUCCCAGAGAGGUUUGGUUCUCCUGGCUCGUUCUAAGCAUGGAGAGUCUCUUUGAAGAAGAUUCUCAGUUGCGGCCCUGCAUGGAACAUGAAAUGCUAUCAAACACGGGCCUCUCCCCAGAACAGGCCCUCAAGAAAGCGCAGCAACGCCUCAAGCUGCAUGUGGCACCCUCGCUGCAGAGGAUGAUGAUUUACCGCUGGGCACAUCAAGCUCUGGCCACACCAGCCGACCACCCUCUCCUCCCACUAGUGUGGCAGAAGUUCCUGCAGCUGUACCUGCGCCAGCCUGGGCCGGAGUUUGGGAUGGAAGCCAAAGGCUGCAUUGGGAAGCGAUAUUUUCAGAGCUCAACUCAUGCUGGCCUUCUUAAAGAGCUCAAACAAAGAUUGGUGGAGGUGUCCGAUUUCCAUCAUGCCGCUAGCAAGGCCAUCAAGGUGCCCUCAUCCACCUGUGAGACGGGCCAUGCCUCCCCGCAUCCAUCGACACAGUACAUGACCUCUCCUGAACUGCACGUGGAGCUAGUCAGGCUCUUUAGUGUGUUUGCGGUAUGGCUGGAAGAUGAAAAUCUUCAAAGACAGGAAGUGUAUUUGCCCUCAUUGCCAAAGCAGUAUGAUCCUUAUCGCCUGGCCAAAAUUAUGCAAAGCGAUCAGGGUGUGUGGAUGGAAUAUCUGGACAUCGAGCGUGUUCAACAUGAACUUACGAAAGUACUGAGCAUUUGGGUAAAAGUGAGGGCGGAACCACUCUAUGUGAAGAACACCAGCUCCAUUUUCACUGAUAUUAUGAAUCCUGAAGCUGCCAGAGAGCGAAUAUUGAUAAAUCUGAGGAAGCACGACACCCCCCAACCCACCCUGGACCUGGUUCCAAUGAGUGCACCUAUACCAGAUAUUUCACCAAACUGCCUUUCUGAUGAGACGUUGUCCUCCAAGCUCCUCCAAGAAGAUCUUAGCAAACUACAGCAACAAGCAAAACUGGCGGUGCUGCGCGAGACCCAGCAGGUGGCUCUGGACAGCGAGCUUCUGGAGACCUUGCCUCAGCUGUACAUCAACCGCGAGGAGCAACUGUCCGUGCAGCUGGAGUGCCAGGGCAGCGGGGGCCAACCGUGCCAGGGGCCUGCACAUGUCACCGUGAAGUUUGAGGGCAUGUAUAAGGUGGAACCGGUACAAAACCAAAUCCAGGCCCUAAAGCGUGACAUCAGGCAGCUGCAGACAGAUGCCAUUCAGCCCCCUGCGCAAAGCGUGGCCGAGGCUGCUGUGCACGUGGAGACCUUCAUCACGGCCCUUGUCAACAACUUCAAAGUGCUUCCAUCUCCUGUUGCACAGAAGGUCGGCAUUUCAGCCUUUUACCAAGUCGUGUCUUUUGUGUGUGAGGACACCCAGCGUCACCCACCCACACGCCAGUUCUUCUCCUCCUGCAUUGAGAUCCUGGGCCAGGUGUUCAUUCGGGAUUCGCACCAGGAGUGCCGGCGUAUGCUGAAGACAAUUCUGUUGAAUGGACACUUGUGUACGCUGCUGUCCCCGUACUUCACACCAAACGCCUCCCCAGGGGGGCUGGUGGAUAUGUAUGAAGAGGUUGUGAGUUCCCUGGGCACUGACAGUGGGGACGUCAUCUUUAUGCUGCUCACUAAGUUUGACGUGCUGCAGUGGUUGGCUUCAGCACAGCCGUCCUUCUCGGAACGCAGUCGCAUGGUGGAGCUCGUGCAUCUGGGCCUCUCCGUUUGCGGCCUGGAGCCCGACUCAGAGCUCCUCAUGCCCUUCAACCUGCUCUGCAAGCAUUGGACGCAGCUGCUCUGCUACCAGUUCCCCGACCACUACAGUGACUGCCUGCGCCUCCUUAUGCAGAGUUCCUCUGAGCAGCUCCUUAGUCCAGAGUGCUGGAGAGCCUCCCUUCAGGUGUUGGGCUGCUCUCCUCAGUCCAUGAAAAAUGCCCCCAAAGCCCCAGGAUGCACUCGGGACCCGGACCCUGUCAGCCUCUCUCAUCAGCAUGUUGCUGAAACUAUUGAGUGGUUAUCAAAUUUCUUUUUAAAACUUCGCCUCUCUAAAGAAGAUUUCCGCAGCUUUGGCCUGUACUCAAAGUGGGGUCCCUACAUCGAGUAUGUCCAAGUACUGCUGCAGUACCUGGUGGAAUACGCUGUCGACGUGGAGCUGAACACCUGCGCUAAGGAGCCAGUGGGCAGUGAGAAAGUCCUUAAAGCGGUUUUGGAUCUGCACUCAAAAACUGCUGCCCUUUUCAAACCGUGGAUUCUCCUGCUGAACACGAGUGACGAAAGCAACGCGCGCUGCUACCCUUGGCUGGAGACGGACACGGCUGCGGCAGCCAGACUCGUGAAGCUGUACUCCGAGUGCACUAACACUAUACGCAGCAAAUUUAAAGGCCGGAUGCUGGCUGAACACAGAGGUGCCCUGUGGCUGCACCUCAUGCACUACUGCGACACCUGCACGACCCCAAAGAUGCCGGAGUACCUGCUGUACACCUAUCACUCGGCGUACAGCCACCUGCCAUGGAGCGACCUCCACCCUGACCCGGCGCUCAUGAACCGGUUUUUCAAUGUGGAGAGAGGAAGUCCAAAAAGCUGCUUCCUUUUCAUCGGAGAGCUGCUCUGUCAGGUUAACUGGUUCAGCGUGUUGAAAGGUGCCCUGGGCCCCCAGCCGAGUUCUGCCGACCAGACCAUGGUCACGUACCUCUUCUACAUGAUGGUCUUCCUGGCCAAGGAUGAAAACCUGCUCAGCAAACCUGAGUCACCCCUGUUGAGUCUGUUGUCCCAGUCGAGCUCCCUGCCCUGGCACUUUGUGGAUUUGUCUUCGUACCACAACGUUGUGGGCUACGUAAGCACCCGCUACUCACCUACACUGGUCCUGAGGCAGAACUCUUCGUCACAGCUCAUCAUCGAUCUGCUUCAGACAUCGGCUGGCUUUGGCCCUUCUGCUCAGGGGAUUCGUCACAUGGGCGUCACCCCAAAGUGCCAGUCCUUCAUUCGGCUCAUGGUCACUUUCCUGACAUCCCUGGACCAAAGUGGCGACGUCAGUCUGUCAUCCCUGGAAUGUGAGCUGGAGAAGCUAUUGGAGUGUAUUGUGCUCUUCAGUCCACCAGAAACGGAUGUGCAGCAGAGGCACAGGGCCGUCUCCAGCCUCUUCGCAGAGCUGCUCGUUCUGCUCAACACGACGAGCGUUUCGACCGCCGAGGGCCUUGAGGCUCGACUGCACAGCUGGGUGCAGAAGGAGGCACACGCCCACCUGGCGCUACCUCUGCUCACAGCCGCCUGCUGUGGCCUGGCCUCCGUGCGCCACAUGGCCCGCACCACGGAAGCCUGCAUCUCGGCCUACUUUUCACACGGGUGCUGUGUGGACCAGUACUGUGGCUGGGGGCCGGUUCUGGCCUCGCUGCAGGUGCCUGAGCUGACGGUGGAUGAUUUCAUCAAGGAGAGCCUUUCAAUGAGUAGUCUGCUCACUCUCUACGUCUACGUCCUGCAGAAGCUCAACCUCGAGCAAACGCUUGCCAAUGAGAAGAGGACUCUGACGCUGCUUAACACCUGGAUCAGCCAGGUCUUCCCCAGUGGCCCGCAGGACGAGGCAAAGCUGUUCCUGUGGUGGCACAAGAGCCUGCAGCUGGCUGUCCUGCAGGUGGAACAGGGGGAGGAAGGUGGUCUGGGCCUCCUGCUGUCUGGCCUGCAGAACAGAAUAGCUCAGCUGGGCGAGGACCGCCUCAGCUCAGGUAUCCUGGGGGCCAUUGGCCUCGGGCGAAAGUCCCCUCUCACUAGCAGGUUCCGGGUUGUCGCCCGCGGUAUUUCUGCAUUCCUGCUCGCCCAGAUGCCGUCCGAAAGCCAGGUGCGCCUCCAGCCUGAAGCCGACCUCACGCUUUCCACCAGAACUCAGCAGGCGCUGGCAGCCCUGGACUCAAUGGCCAGCAGCAAACAGUAUUCGGAGUUCCAGGAAGCACUGGCUCAGACCUGCCGCUUCAUCAGGUACCCGGGACAUUGUCUGCACGACUGGAGCCGCCUGCUAGCCCUCCUUAUCAACGCAUUGUACGCAGAUGUCCGCUACCUGGACAUCCUGCGGUAGCGAGUCUGGCCCCGGCUCACGCAUCUGCCACAUCCUGUCGAGCCCCUCAGCAAAUGACUGGAGUGAAAGCGUCGCUUUUAACACACACGUGUUGGAUCCGCCAGCGGAAGCGUGUGCUUCUGGAAAGCAUACGCUGAAUUCGGUCCAGUGACCUCUCAUCUUUCUCAUGUGUUUCUUGAUGAACAGUCCAAAUGUGUCUGUGUGGGUCAAGGUGUAAAGUAUCGGACACUUUGUCACUAAGUAUACAGAUGUGCACAAAAACGACGUGCCCACGUGUGGAGCUGUGUAUUUUAUGUGAUUUCGUCAUCAGUAUCAUUGUAUUAAAUGAAUAUUAGGUAUUGGUGAAAAUGAUUGACCUGCUUUGUUAUUUAAAUGUGAUUUAAAAAGAAUAAUGUACAAAAUAUACACUUGGAUCUUGUACAUCCAUAAAUAGGCUUUUAAUAUGCUACAACUGUAGUUAACAGCAGCUUCUCUCGAGGAUGUAGUGCUGUGGACAGGUCACUGCGGAAGCGUGCACAUUUUGCAUUGUCAUUGGCCUUCAAUGCCUUUUAUGCCUUUUGCAUCACAAAUAAAGAACACAAACUG
Scleropages formosus (Asian bonytongue) is the source of this 8733-nucleotide messenger RNA. RefSeq names its product ectopic P-granules autophagy protein 5 homolog (C. elegans) (gene epg5). Bases 346 to 8148 code for a protein of 2600 amino acids. The record is from RefSeq and is a predicted model, not a curated record. The transcript is spliced from 45 exons. Gene Ontology annotation, biological process: autophagosome maturation. Lineage: Eukaryota; Metazoa; Chordata; Actinopteri; Osteoglossiformes; Osteoglossidae. Gene Ontology annotation, cellular component: cytoplasm.